AUGUUUUGCAAAACUGUCCACAUAUUCGAAGCUACACUUUUGGUGUGCAUUGUGUCAAUAUUUUGCAUAAACAACAGCCGUUUGUCUAGUAGCUUUAUCCUCUCGAGGUGUGAUUCUCCCCGCGGUACACACUCGCUCAAAAUGACUGAAAGGAGGCUCCCACUGCAAGAUGAACUUCCUCUAAAGGAAGCUGACCCAGAGAUUUACAACAUCAUCCAGCUGGAGUCACACCGUCAGCAGACUUCCAUCGAACUCAUCGCCUCUGAGAACUUUGUAAGCAGAGCCUGUAUGGAGGCUUUGGGCUCUAUUCUGACCAACAAGUAUAGCGAAGGAUACCCAGGAAAGCGCUACUAUGGAGCCUGUCAUUACUAUGACCAAAUCGAGAGCCUCUGCAUGAAGCGCGCUCUGCAAGUGUUUGGACUUGAUCCAGAGGAAUGGGGAGUUAACGUACAGCCGCUCUCUGGCUCUCCAGCCAACCUCGCCGUUUACACUGGACUUUUGCAGCCACAUGAUAAGAUUAUGGGCCUAUCGCUGAUGGCAGGAGGACACUUGACCCAUGGUUUUUACACUGGUCAAAAGAAGAUCUCUGCCUCCUCCAUAUUCUUUACCUCACUCUCCUAUACUUUGGACCCAGAAACUGGACUCAUUAACUAUAAUGAAGUAGAACGACUUGCACAACUCUACUGUCCAAAACUCAUUAUUGCUGGAGCAUCCACAUACACCAGACACAUUGACUACAAGAGGUUCCGUGAGAUUGCAGAUUCGGUAGGAGCUUACUUGAUGGCAGACAUUGCUCACAUUGCUGGGUUUGUAUCGGUCGGACUGCAUCCAUCUCCCUUUGAGUAUUGCCACGUUGUAACCUCUACAACCCACAAGACAAUGAAGGGACCAAGGGCGGGUAUUAUCUUUUAUAACAAGAAGCUCACCCCUGACAUUUCCGAACAAAUCAACUCCGCAGUGUUCCCUACCAUUCAAGGCGGUCCUCACAAUAACGCCAUUGCGGCCUUUGCCGUUCAGCUCAACCAGAUGUUGAAGCCAGAGUGGAAGGAGUACGUGACUGGAAUCUUGAACAACUCUAGGGCGCUGAGCGAUGAAUUGCAAAAGAGGGGUGUGAGUGUGGCUACUGGAGGUACAGACAACCACACUGUAAUUGUGAACUUGAAACCUUUUGGCAUAACUGGAAGCAAGGCCGAGUUGGUUUGCGAAAAGGUCAACAUUGCCAUCAGCAAGAGCACAGUCGUCGGAGAUAAGUCAUCGCUAAAUCCAUCAGGAAUCCGCCUUGGGACGCAGGCAAUGACUGCCAGAGGAGCAAUCCCAGAAGACAUGGCCUUCAUUGCCGAGUGUGUGCUCAAGGUCGUUGGCAUUUGUACCAGGCUCCAAGAGGAAUUCGGAAAGAAACUAGUGGACUUCAAAAAGGGUCUGGACGGCGACGCCGAGAUUGCGGAACUCAGAAAGACCGUCGAGGAGUGGGCUGCGAGAUUCCCUCACGUAUCGCUGCCCCUUUAG
Molecule: messenger RNA, 1506 nt
Organism: Theileria equi strain WA
Lineage: Eukaryota; Apicomplexa; Aconoidasida; Piroplasmida; Theileriidae
Product: serine hydroxymethyltransferase, putative
Exons: 5
Coding region: 1-1506 (501 amino acids)
Biological process (GO): tetrahydrofolate interconversion; folic acid metabolic process; L-serine catabolic process
Cellular component (GO): cytoplasm
Molecular function (GO): cobalt ion binding; glycine hydroxymethyltransferase activity; zinc ion binding
Source: RefSeq, a predicted model, not a curated record